Helianthus annuus (common sunflower) is the source of this 5313-nucleotide messenger RNA. RefSeq lists its product as uncharacterized. The coding region runs from base 1 to 5313 and encodes 1770 amino acids. Gene Ontology annotation, molecular function: nucleic acid binding; zinc ion binding. The record is from RefSeq and is a predicted model, not a curated record. The transcript has 15 exons. Lineage: Eukaryota; Viridiplantae; Streptophyta; Magnoliopsida; Asterales; Asteraceae.
AUGGUGGAGGUCGACGACGGAGGCAGAGAAGGUGGAGGUGUCGACGGUGGAGGCAGAGAAGGUGGAGGGGUCAACAGAGAUGUGGGGGUGGCAGAGGAGGUGGAGGUGUUGGCUGGAGAAAGUGGAGGUGUCGGCUGGAGAAGGAUGCUAGGGUUUUGUGAUUGUGUAAUUCAAGAAGUUCACAUCAUGGCUGAAGAAUUUUACAACACGUUUUACAAGGCGUUUACAUCCGAGUCUUUCGAAACCUCAGCUGUUACACCAAAAACCAUAACAAAACCGAUCAAUGAAAACAUUAAACAUGAUAACUUCUAUGGAACACAUUCAAAACCACCAACACUCGAAAGUAUUGAAGACUACACUUGGUGGAAAGAACGUUUCAUCAACUGGGCAAAAGCUUACGCUCAUGAGAGCUGGUUUUGUUUGGAAUUUGGUUAUAGUAGGCCGGUCAAUGAUAAAGGAGAAGAUCUCCUACUCAAAAGCUUAUCCAAAGAAGACAAAUCCGAAUUUGCAGCUGAACAGAGAAUGAUUGCUUUAAUUCAAUCAUCAAUUAGAAAUGACAUGUUUGCUUUACUACAACAUGACAGCAUGAAAGGUGAAUCAGUUCGACAAAUGAUAGAGAGAUUUGGUCAUUUAAAAAUUGAACUUGAUCGUUUUGGAAUUGUUAAAACUCGAGAAGAAAUAAUCGAUAAAAUCAUAGAAGCUUUACCGCGAGCUGAUCAGUGGCAAACUCAUGAACUGGAGUUGCAAAAACAAAGUAAGAUGAACGGUUCUUCACAUCAACAAAAUGUGGGUCUUUAUUACAAAGGAAACAUACCCUCGGUGAAAGUUGGUGAUUCACCAAAGACAACAUUUAGUGGUGAGAAGAUAAAAGAACCUCAGACAAGUUCAUCAAGUUACAAUCCAGGAUAUCAUUCGUCUUUUCCAAAAGCAAACUCCGAAGAAUCAGAAGAAGUUCUCUGUAACAUCGCUCUUAAUUUGAAGAAUUCUCCGGCAAUGAGCAUCAAUGCAGCUAAACAACAAAUGAGUUUUCUGGCAUCUAUGUUAGAGUCAUACGAAGCAAGUUGCAUUCGAAGAGCUCAGAGAUAUAUGGAGAUUACUGGGAAGCAGUCAAUAGGUGGUCCGUCAACAAAGCUGGGAUUCGACAAAUCCAAAGUGACCUGUUUCAGAUGUAAACAAAAGGGUCAUUUCAAAAGAGAAUGCAAAAAUUCUGAAGUUGACGAAACUGAGAAACCUUUCAAUGAUGAUUAUCACCAAAAGAUUCUUCCAGAAGAAGAUCGUGUUGAUAAUCGAAGUACAACUCAUGGCAAAAAUAUUUCAAAGAGCAAACAUUAUGCUUUUGUUGCUGAAAUCAAAGAGAAAACCAGAGAAGAGAUUCUGAAUGAGAAAACAUACAGAGAAAGAAGCAUUGCUGGAAACAGAAUUGAUGAAAUGCAAGAAGAGUAUGAAGAUGCUGUCAGCUAUAAAAUAUGGGACAAGAAGCGAGAGUGCUAUGUCAACAGAAAUGGUGAACCUGUUGUUCCCAAAAAGAACAUAAUUUUUGAUGAUGUUCUUUUAGUAAUUCCUCGAUCCGUUGAAUACUAUUCAAAUGUUGAAAAAGAUAAAACAUAUGUGAAAAGGCUGGAAAAACUCAUAAGAGAUGUCAUGAUAUCAAGUUUGAGGAAAAGGGAUGAAGAAAGAAUGAAGAAGAAUGUUGAGAGUUUGGUUGAUAAUUUGAAGAAGUUCGCUGAGGAAGUCAAAGUCGAAGCUGUGAAAGUGGAAAAAGUGAAAGAGAAGGAAGAGAAAGUUGUGGUGAAUGAAGAAACUGUGAAAGAAGCUAUUCUUCCAGAAGAAGAUCGUGUUGAUAAUCGAAGUACAACUCAUGGCAAAAAUAUUUCAAAGAGCAAACAUUAUGCUUUUGUUGCUGAAAUCAAAGAGAAAACCAGAGAAGAGAUUCUGAAUGAGAAAACAUACAGAGAAAGAAGCAUUGCUGGAAACAGAAUUGAUGAAAUGCAAGAAGAGUAUGAAGAUGCUGUCAGCUAUAAAAUAUGGGACAAGAAGCGAGAGUGCUAUGUCAACAGAAAUGGUGAACCUGUUGUUCCCAAAAAGAACAUAAUUUUUGAUGAUGUUCUUUUAGUAAUUCCUCGAUCCGUCGAAUACUAUUCAAAUGUUGAAAAAGAUAAAACAUAUGUGAAAAGGCUGGAAAAACUCAUAAGAGAUGUCAUGAUAUCAAGUUUGAGGAAAAGGGAUGAAGAAAGAAUGAAGAAGAAUGUUGAGAGUUUGGUUGAUAAUUUGAAGAAGUUCGCUGAGGAAGUCAAAGUCGAAGCUGUGAAAGUGGAAAAAGUGAAAGAGAAGGAAGAGAAAGUUGUGGUGAAUGAAGAAACUGUGAAAGAAGCUAUUCUUCCAGAAGAAGAUCGUGUUGAUAAUCGAAGUACAACUCAUGGCAAAAAUAUUUCAAAGAGCAAACAUUAUGCUUUUGUUGCUGAAAUCAAAGAGAAAACCAGAGAAGAGAUUCUGAAUGAGAAAACAUACAGAGAAAGAAGCAUUGCUGGAAACAGAAUUGAUGAAAUGCAAGAAGAGUAUGAAGAUGCUGUCAGCUAUAAAAUAUGGGACAAGAAGCGAGAGUGCUAUGUCAACAGAAAUGGUGAACCUGUUGUUCCCAAAAAGAACAUAAUUUUUGAUGAUGUUCUUUUAGUAAUUCCUCGAUCCGUCGAAUACUAUUCAAAUGUUGAAAAAGAUAAAACAUAUGUGAAAAGGCUGGAAAAACUCAUAAGAGAUGUCAUGAUAUCAAGUUUGAGGAAAAGGGAUGAAGAAAGAAUGAAGAAGAAUGUUGAGAGUUUGGUUGAUAAUUUGAAGAAGUUCGCUGAGGAAGUCAAAGUCGAAGCUGUGAAAGUGGAAAAAGUGAAAGAGAAGGAAGAGAAAGUUGUGGUGAAUGAAGAAACUGUGAAAGAAGCUAUUCUUCCAGAAGAAGAUCGUGUUGAUAAUCGAAGUACAACUCAUGGCAAAAAUAUUUCAAAGAGCAAACAUUAUGCUUUUGUUGCUGAAAUCAAAGAGAAAACCAGAGAAGAGAUUCUGAAUGAGAAAACAUACAGAGAAAGAAGCAUUGCUGGAAACAGAAUUGAUGAAAUGCAAGAAGAGUAUGAAGAUGCUGUCAGCUAUAAAAUAUGGGACAAGAAGCGAGAGUGCUAUGUCAACAGAAAUGGUGAACCUGUUGUUCCCAAAAAGAACAUAAUUUUUGAUGAUGUUCUUUUAGUAAUUCCUCGAUCCGUCGAAUACUAUUCAAAUGUUGAAAAAGAUAAAACAUAUGUGAAAAGGCUGGAAAAACUCAUAAGAGAUGUCAUGAUAUCAAGUUUGAGGAAAAGGGAUGAAGAAAGAAUGAAGAAGAAUGUUGAGAGUUUGGUUGAUAAUUUGAAGAAGUUCGCUGAGGAAGUCAAAGUCGAAGCUGUGAAAGUGGAAAAAGUGAAAGAGAAGGAAGAGAAAGUUGUGGUGAAUGAAGAAACUGUGAAAGAAGCUGUGCUUCCGAAGAUAAUCGAAUGUCAACAAGAGGAGUGUCGGAGCAGCCUGGCACAAGGAGGAGAGGAGGCUGCUGAACCCUGUUUAAAAAAACAAGAGGAAAAACAAAAAAGGAGAAGAAAGAAAGUGGUGAUAGAAUCUUCAGAAGAUACAGAUUCUGUUUCAAAGGAUGAAAAUACUAGUCGAGCUAUAGUUCUGCAUACUUCUGAACAACAACAAGUAAAUUCAGAUGAUGAUUUUGUUGACCCACCACCAAGAGUGAAACAGACAAAAUAUCAAAAGAAGGAAAAGGCAGAAUCAAAACCAAAGAGAUCAUUGAGGAAAGAUAAAACAGAAGAACAACCAGAACAACAACCAUGUUAUGAUUACGACGAAAAAAAAAUCAACAUAAGAUGUGCAGUCAAUAAUCUAAAAGAUUAUAUUGAAAAUAUGUCAAAAGAGCAAAAGAAAGUUGUUAGAGAAAUAGGGUUUGGCACCAUACUAUCAUUGAAGCUGCAUUCAGUUCCAUGCAAAUUCGGAUAUUGGCUGGUAAAAAACUUUGAUGCUGAAAAUGAUGAGAAAAAUACUGGAGAUGAAAAGAUUAAGAUCACAGCUGAAUUGAUCCAAAAGAUUCUAUAUGCUUACAAAAAACAAGGAUUUGACGAUGCUGAAAACACUGAAGAGUUCUCUCUAGAUAAAAUUGAUUCUACAACAUUACAAGAAUUUGAAGUUGAAUUGGAAAUUGUUGCGCUAAAUGAGGGGAGAGAAAAAGAUGAAGACGAUGCUGAAGAACAACCAAACAUCAAUAUCAACUCAGAAGAGAUAGAAGAUGGAAACACCUUACUUAAAGCUGCAACAGACUGGAUUGAACAAGAGGAUCAAGAGGAUGUUCAAAACAGCCAACUUAAAACUAAUGAAACUGAGAAAACACAAACAGAAAGUGGAGGAUCAUGGGGGCAAUUCUUCAUAAAACCAUCAAAAGGAAAUAAAGAUAAAUUGUGGGUAGAUAGUCAAUGCCGAUUGCGUAAUUUCAUGCCAUCACAAAUUCAAAGUGAAGGUCUUUCUGACAUUCAUUCAACAAAAAGUGGCGAUGAAAAUAUGAAGAACAUUGAAGGUAAAAAAUCAAAUGAAGAAUAUGUUGUGACUGCCUUGGAUUAUCAUUUUAAAGGAUUUGAAGAAGUUUUCGAAAGCAUCCAAUCACGCAUAGAUGAGAUCAUUGAAGAAUAUCCAAAUAGUGAAAUUGUUCACAACAAAGUAAACGAAUGGGCGUCAUUGAUUGAAAAAUUCAACGAUCAAGCUAAAAAGCACAAGAAAGUUAGUAUUGAUUCAACUCUGAUCGAAACACCAUCAAGAUUUCUAAAUUUGAGCCAAAAUGAAGACACUGAAAAUCAAAACAUUUCAACUCCAUUGAUAGUAAAAUGCAAUGAUGAUGCUACAAAACGCAAUGAAGAUAACACAACUGUAGUCCAGUCCUCCAAUCCAGAAAAAAUCAUUGAGAAUGAACCUACAUCGAGUCUGCAAACACACAUUGAAAACCCUUCAUUGGCUUUAACAUCGAGUGAAAAGGAAGAAACUGAAAAGGAAGAAAAAAUGAUAGAAGCGUUCACAAAGAACAUUGAAAAAAUUCUUCAAGGUGCAAAGCUAAAAAGCAUAAAAAAUUUUAAAAUUAUCCUUGUCCCGAUUCUCCAUUCAGAGCAUUUCUUUGUGAUCUCAUUCAAUCUUGAAGAGAAACAAAUAUUCAUCAUUGACAACAGUGCGAAAGCGGUCACAAAUAUAGAAAAAUAUGGUGAUGUGCCUGAAAAUACAGUAAGUUUUCCAACUUAUGCUUUUAAAACACAAAUAUAA